UGUCGAUGUGAUUCCACCAGUCUAUCACCGCCGUCCUUACCCAACACUGACCAGAACUCGCUACUUUUCCUACCUUGCCGUUGUAUAAAACCAGUGCCCCCUCUUCUCCUUCAACCUGCAAUGGCCACGAUGGGCAUGCGCAGACCGCGCUUUUACCAAAGCCCUCCCUCUCUCCCUCCUAUAACGGGUAGGCUGGGCUUCGUCUGACCUAAUUAGACACCAUCCAUCACCUAUCUCCCGAAUACUAUACGCCUUCUUCCUGAGCAGACAAAACUCGGAACCUUUCUUUCAACCGCACGCAAUGUCUGACGACUGGCAGCACGUCCCGCGGACCUGGGCCGACAAGACCCGUCAGCCUACGCAGUCGUCCGCGGCCGCUGCCGCUACUAGUGCUGGUGCUGGUGCUGGUGUUCCCGGCGACGCCAGUGCCCCCGCCGGCAACAUGCUUGCCCGCUGGCUCGCCGAGCCGGCCGGCUCCUCUCCCUUCAACACCGUCGGCCAGGUGCGCCGGGUCCACGGCGCUUCGGGUUCUCCUGACCGUGCCCCGGCUCCCGCUCCUUCCACCAACCACGCCACCACCGGCUCGGCCAAGGAGUAGUUGCCGGUGUCAUCAGCACCUCGGCACGAUGGUAUAUAGUGUCAAGAAUGAGGCUCCGUCGGCUGCAUGGGCGCUUGCAUGUCGCUGCCGGAGUGCGCAUGCCGCGUUAUUAAGCAGCGCCCACCCCUUUCCAGCGAAGGCGACA
Molecule: messenger RNA, 743 nt
Organism: Gaeumannomyces tritici R3-111a-1
Lineage: Eukaryota; Fungi; Ascomycota; Sordariomycetes; Magnaporthales; Magnaporthaceae
Exons: 1
Coding region: 302-598 (98 amino acids)
Source: RefSeq, a predicted model, not a curated record